ACAGGUAAAUUAAUAAAAUAAAACAUUGAAGAAGGAAAUAAAUAGCUGUAAAAGUCGUGUAAAUAAUUUUAUAAAAAGCUAAUGAAUAGUAACUGGUAUUGAUAGAUUAAUUAUAUCCAACAAUGGCAAAUAAAAUGGAGGAAUUGAAACAUAAAUUUCUGGGUUUAAUAAACAAACAGCCACCCAGAAUACCAUCAAUGGGGUUUGAUGACACAAAUUAUCAUUUUUCAAAAAUGCCAACAUUAUCAAUUAACAGUAAAACAGCACAGGAUUCAGAUAGACCUGCAGAUCAGGAUAUUUUGGAGAGUAUCGAAGCUGCUUAUUUUUCAAUGUCUGAGGAUUUUGAUAUUUGUAGAUUCGAGCUAUCGAAACUACCUGAAACCCUUGAUUGUGAUGAAAUACAAAGAGAUUUCAAAAAUCUAAAACAGCAACAUUCCGUGGUUUCAAAGAAAGUUUUGCAAUUAAUUUUAGAGCAUCAAAACUCAUGUAAUGAUGAAUUUAAUACUAUACAGGAAAUUUUAGAACAAGUAAAAGAAACUUUAGAAAAAUGUAGAGAAAGCAGGAAACAAUUAAAUAUAUGUGGAAAACAGUUUUCAGCUAGUUUAGGUAUUUUAGCUAAUUAUAGAAAAAGAAAAAUAGCACAGGUUUUGUUGGGUAAUUUGCAUAUGAUUAAAAAUUUGCACAGUUUUGAUAAAAGGUGCCAGCAAUUGCUAAAUGAUGAAGAUUAUGCUGGAGCAAUAACCGAACUUAAAAGAUGUCAAAACAUUGCCAUUAAAUACAGGCAUUUUAGUUGUGUUGCAGCAUUAACAUAUAGAUUACAAGAGACUUUAGAAAAUACAGAUACUCAGCUUGACAGAAUCUUAGCUCAAAUGUGCUACCAUUUUGACAAUGAUAGAUAUACUAAACUGCAAGAAGCUUAUAAUUUGUUAGAAAAAUCUCAACUAUCAAUGAUUGACAAUAUUCAUGUGCAUUAUAUAACUGCCAUAUACAAUUCAUCACUUAAUAUUGUGAGUUCUUAUGCUACAUCAGAUGCUUUAGAUUUAGCUGAAAAUACUGGAAAGCAUCAAUAUACAGCAAUGUGCCAGUCUGUACAUCAAGAAAAUUUUAUACCAUGUUUGAUUCAGUUGUGUAAAAUACUUUUUAAAAUUGUAUUGAGUUAUCAUCAACUUAUUAAAUGGUACUGUAAUAAACAAAAUGAUGAAGAAAAUGAAGAUGGAUUAAACACUGAACUGAGUAUGUGUAAUCAAAAAUUAGAUUAUAAUGUAAUAAAAGUAUGGGACGAUGUGCAAAGAAAAGUGUCUAAUUUAUUGCUUAAUGCAGAUUUAGCCAAUUAUAAGUUUGAUCAGUUUCUGCAGGUUUUAAAAGUGGUUCAUCGUUUAAUACAAGUAGGUGAUGAAUUUUGUUCAAGUAAAUCUGAGGAUUUGCAAGAAUCAAUACGAAAACAAAGUAUUAAUUACUUCAAAAAAUAUCAUUUACAAAGAUUAGAUGAAUUAAAAAUUUUUCUAGAAAAUGAAAUUUGGGAAUUAUGUCCUGUCAAAUCAUCUUUUAGUAUACUGCAACUUCAGGAGUUUAAAUCAGUAAGGUCAAUUCUAAAAAAUUAUAAGAACAGCAUACAAAUGAGCCCCACAAUAGCAGUUUAUUCGACAACAUCAACUGAAUGUUCUUCUUCGCAUUCACAGGAUGAUAGUAGUAUAAUUGGUAAUUAUUUCAUUCGUUAUGCCGAUCGUGGUACUCCAUUUGAAACUGGAUUAGAUGAAACUAUAAUAGAUGAGGAUAUUUUAGCUGUUGAGAAUGAAAAAUCUCACUAUAUAUCAGAUGAAAGUGAUGAGGAACCAGAAGAAUUAAAAAAAGAUUUUGUUGAUGAGGAUAAUUCAAAGCAAAGCAAUGUAAAUAAAAAACAUGAUAAACAUUACCAGAAUUCCCCAGUUUUAACAAAUACCACACUUUCUGUUAUAAGACAAAUGGGCAAAUAUAUCCAAAUGUCAAGACUACUAAAAACUAUAGCAUAUCAGAUUAUAACAUCUAUGAAUCAACUGUUUGAUUUUUAUCUCUAUUCAGUUCAUUUAUUUUUUGCCUCAGACCUAACAGUAUCAGGUCACAGCCUUUACACUGAGGAAUUAUCGUUAACAAUAAGGAAGAUUAAAGACAACUUGAUCUUGGAAAUGCCCAAUCAAAAUUUGGAAAUAAAUUUACCCGAAGAUAAAAUUAUGGAGCCCCACUUAUCAUUAAUGGUCGACUUAAAACAAUCAGAAACUCUUUAUGGCCUAGCUGAAAGAAUAAUAGCUGUGGAAAGUCUAAUAUUUUUAUCAAGACAGUAUGAAUUUUUACAAGAUUAUUUGGAAUAUUUAGUACCACAAACUAAUAAAAUAAUGUUACAACAGUUUUUUGCUCAAAAUAUAACUAGUGCUAUACAUUUAAGACGUCCAGUAUACAUGGCAGUAGUCGCACAAAUAUUUGAUUUGCGUCAAAUUCUGGUAUCGAUGUCUAAAAUUAAUUGGGAAGUUAAAGAUGUAAUGUCACAACAUAAUUCCUAUAUUGAUAUGAUUCUAAGAGAAGUGCAGAUAUUCAGGGUAAGACUGGAUGAAGUAGUACAUAGAGUGCCUAUUUCUAAUGAGGUUUUAAAAGUUUUAUGGGAGAAUAUUGCCCACAUUGUUACUCAUACCUUAGUGCAAGGAUUUUCUGAGGCUAAGAAAUGUACAAAUGGGGGCAGAGCAUUAAUGCAACUUGAUUUUACACAAUUCUUAACAAAGUUUGAAAAAAUAUCCUCUUUAAGACCUGUGCCUCAUAAAGAAUAUGUAGAAAAUUAUGUAAAAGCUUAUUAUCUGCCUGAUAGUGAAUUAGAGAUAUGGGUCAGGGAACACAAGGAGUAUUCCGCUAAACAUUUAUAUGGCCUUGUAAGCUGUGCAUGUCAAAAUAACAAAAAAUCACGUCAAAGGCUUCUACAAGUUGUUGAGGAAAUGGAAAAAAAUAUAUUUAGUAGAUAGCAUACUGAAAUAUGUUAUUGAAUAGUACCUACUCGGUGGUGUUUCUAUGUGAUAUUUUAAUUUUCUUAAAACUAAUUGUAUAAUAUUAAAUAAGAUUAUUAGCACCAAAUGACAUAUGGAUGGAAAAAUGUACGUUAUUACCCUUUGUUUCUCUAAGGAAUCUAAGUUUAUUUAUCUAUUUUGUUGACUGAUUUUGUUACUACUUAUUUCUAUUUUACUUAUAUACGCAUAUAUUUACAAAUAUUGAAAACAGUGUAAUUAAUGUUAAAUGUUUAAGUAUCAAUACUAUUUUUUUUAUUAGGUACAUAUUUUAGUUACAUAAUGUUUGAAUAUGCCUCAAAUCUGUGUUUUAACUCUGAGUUCUUAAAUAAUAAGUAAUAUUAAAAUCUAUAAAUGCAUAAAGUUCAGUAAUAAAUUAAUAUUCUAAAGUUUAA
Molecule: messenger RNA, 3418 nt
Organism: Sitophilus oryzae (rice weevil)
Lineage: Eukaryota; Metazoa; Arthropoda; Insecta; Coleoptera; Curculionidae
Gene: Vps50
Product: syndetin
Exons: 16
Coding region: 123-2984 (953 amino acids)
Biological process (GO): endocytic recycling; retrograde transport, endosome to Golgi
Cellular component (GO): EARP complex
Molecular function (GO): SNARE binding
Source: RefSeq, a predicted model, not a curated record